Molecule: messenger RNA, 1529 nt
Organism: Limulus polyphemus (Atlantic horseshoe crab)
Lineage: Eukaryota; Metazoa; Arthropoda; Merostomata; Xiphosura; Limulidae
Gene: Dph1
Product: 2-(3-amino-3-carboxypropyl)histidine synthase subunit 1-like
Exons: 2
Coding region: 94-1386 (430 amino acids)
Biological process (GO): protein histidyl modification to diphthamide
Molecular function (GO): 2-(3-amino-3-carboxypropyl)histidine synthase activity
Source: RefSeq, a predicted model, not a curated record
GUGAAGGUGAACAUGUCGGUAAUGGCUUCGUCAAGUUUGUUUAUGUGAAAUAGAGUAGUAUUAUAUUGUUGUUCCUAACGGUUAUUGGCAAUUAUGAAUGAAAAAAGUGUUAUACUGUCAGGUAAUACUGAUAACAGUACUGUAAGUGGAGCUAUGAUUAUUUCAGCUAAACAAAACAGAAAGGUUUUUGGAGUCAAACCAACUCCGCGGAAAAUCGGAAAUCAAAUUCCUGCUGAAAUACUGGAAAACCAAGAAUUAAAAUCAGCCAAAAAACUUUUACCAGACAAUUAUAAUUUUGAAAUUGAAAAGACAAUUUGGAGAAUUAAACAAGCAGGUGCCAAGUUAGUGGCAUUGCAAUUUCCCGAAGGACUUCUAAUGUUUUCACUAGCAAUUUCAGAUAUUAUUGAAAAAUUUACCGCAGCAGAAACUAUAAUUAUAGGUGAUGUCACAUAUGGUGCUUGUUGUGUGGAUGAUUUUUCGGCCAGAGCAUUGGGAGCAGACUUUAUGGUGCACUAUGGACAUAGUUGUUUAAUACCAGUUGAUGUAACAAAAGGAAUCAAGAUGCUCUAUGUUUUUGUUGACAUUAGAAUAGAUACGGUACAUUGCAUUAAUACGAUACAACAUAAUUUGAGCGCACAAACUUCUAUUGCAUUAAUUAGUACAAUUCAGUUUGUUUCAACACUUCAUGCUGUAGCAGCAGAUUUGAGAAGUAAGGGGUAUAGUAUUAAAAUACCACAGAGCAAGCCUUUGUCUCCAGGCGAGAUAUUAGGAUGCACUGCACCUAUUGCUAAAGAUGUUGAUGUGUUGAUCUAUCUUGGUGAUGGAAGGUUCCACUUAGAGGCUGCCAUGAUUGCAAAUCCGUCAUUGCAAGCAUAUAGAUACAAUCCUUAUGACAAAACAUUCACCCGAGAGCUGUAUGACUUUGACUCAAUGAAGAAAAUUAGAAAGGAUGCCAUACAAAUGGCAAGUGGAGCUGGAACCUUUGGUCUCAUUCUUGGCACAUUAGGUCGGCAAGGGAGUCCCAAGGUACUCCAAAAUCUACAAGAAAAACUGAAACAAAGUACCAAAGAAAGUGUGAUCAUUCUGUUAUCUGAAAUAUUUCCUGACAAGUUAAAAUUAUUUGAAGGAAUCGAAGCCUGGGUCCAGGUUGCGUGUCCAAGAUUGUCUAUUGAUUGGGGGUCAGCAUUUAAUAGACCUUUGUUGACUCCCUACGAAGCAAAUGUUGCAAUGAAUAAUGUUGAAUGGAAGGACAAUUAUCCCAUGGAUUUCUAUGCAACGGGGAGCUUGGGGCCAUGGACGCCGAAUCACAAACUGUCAGCAAGUACAAAAAACGAAAGCUGUGGCAAAUGUGCUAGUUGCGAAUGUAAAGAGAAAAAAAAGGAAUAAAAUUACCAUUACCUUUACGAAUUAAAACCUUAAUUUAAUUCUACUAAAGUAUUUAAUCUUAAAAAAACGUUUUUGUUCGGUUCCGGAUUCACAAACAAUGAUACAUAUUAAUUAGUUUUUCACUGUGUAAUAUAAGAGAAACA